This is a messenger RNA of Dujonia railenensis, 510 nucleotides long. The record is from the annotation of a GenBank genome assembly. Lineage: Eukaryota; Fungi; Ascomycota; Pichiomycetes; Serinales; Debaryomycetaceae.
AUGUCACAAUUAGCUACUAAAUCUGCCUUCAAUAGGAAAAUCGUGCUAGGAUCUGCUGCUGUAGCGGUAGUUUCCUCUCAAUUCUUCUUUUUCGGUGGCUGGAAAAAUAGGAAAAUCAUCUAUCCACCGACUGAUAUUACCACCAAGAAUAGAUUGUUCCCAACGUAUGUGAAUAACCGAGGUGAAUUGCACGAUUUGUUACUUUUCAAGGAGCCAUUGAUCUUGAAUUUCACUAUUAUGGCCGAGGAAAGGUCCAAUAAGCUUACUCUGUCGUUAUUCCAACUCUUGGGGUAUAAGGAAAACUACCCUGAUGCCAGUAAGCCCUGUAAUUUGGCGAGCAUCUCAAGUGACAGUGAAGAAGGAAGAGAAAUGAUGCUCACUUACGGUGUGAACACCUUACCAUCAUUGGUUUGUCUUCAUAACCAAAUUCCAGUAGGCAGGUACAACUUCAAAGGUGAAGAGGUUGACGAAAAGGAAUUGAAAUCGUGGAUAGCUGAGCAAACAAAGUAG